Molecule: messenger RNA, 2854 nt
Organism: Purpureocillium takamizusanense
Lineage: Eukaryota; Fungi; Ascomycota; Sordariomycetes; Hypocreales; Ophiocordycipitaceae
Exons: 3
Coding region: 613-2454 (613 amino acids)
Molecular function (GO): methyltransferase activity
Source: RefSeq, a predicted model, not a curated record
CACGGAUAUCAGGCCUGCCCGCCCGCAUCUCCUCAAGUCUUUUACUUCAAUGUACCUCGUCCAUCAACCCCACGAACUCCCUCCCUCGUCUCUGCCCGACUUCGCGACUGCUGCUGCAACAUACACAGACGGGCACGCGCGCGCGCACACACACGCAAAGGCACACACACACACACGCACGCACGCACGCAUACCUUACGACAGGCAUCGCCAUCGUCUCCCGUGCACCGUCGCACCACGGCUCGCAUACCGCACGCAACAAGGUCGACAGACACGCUGGGCCGGAGACCUGCGGCGCCCCGUUCACGACGGGCAACCAACAGCCACUAGUCGCCUCAUCAGGUGGCCUUUGCUUUCCACCCCCAAGGCAAGGCCACUCGCAGCCCGCCUACACAUCGAGGCUCAUUUUUACGCCCCUUCUGGACCAACUCAGACUGCCUUCGGCCCCGACCGUCCGCUUGACAGUCUCUGGGUCCGCCCUCUUUUCCCCGGUUGCGUCUCGCCGCCCCGCCGUCCAACAUCUUCCUCCGUCGGCACCAUCCAGACUCAACGUCCGCGCCCCUCGUGUCGUUUCGGCAUGGUACGCCUCGCGUCUGAGUAGGCACAAAACGCAUGCCGCCGUGUGUGGAGAAACCCCGGCAGUUUGCUCGAAUGCUCCGUGCUUCGACGCCGCCGCCCGGGGAGCGAGCGCCGCCCGCCAUGCAACGCCCAUCUCACAUCGACGUCGGCGCCUGGGGAGCCGCUGGUCAGACCCCGAAGAGCGAUGACCCCGAGAUCUCUCUCGCAGCGCCCUCACAUAAUCCUGCCCUUGACGUCGCCGCGGUCAGAAGCCGCCUCGGCCCCUUCUCCCAGGACAAGGGCGACACGAAUGGCGAACCCUUCUCCCGACCAGCCCUGCGCGCGACGCUUGAAAUCCCCGACAGCGAUCGGAUUGGCGUCAAGCACGUCGUACCGCUAGAUAUGCCACGACAUCCGCAACCACAGCAGCAGCAACCGCUGGCGGCGCCACCAGACGGCCACGUACCACAAGACGAUGGGGCGGUCGACAAGCAGCCACACGAGGCGAAUGGGACCCACGCCCUGCGUCCGGAGACGAGCGAGUUGAAUUGUCGGCAAGAGAUGCAACUGCCGUCAGAGCCAGCCCCCCUGCCGCGUAUAGGCUCUGACGCGCUCGAAACCCGGGAGGAAGGUUCAGGAGCCUCGCACUGCGAGAUCCGGCCAUGUCCUCCGGAGGGUCGCACGGCGCUGGAACAAGAUGCUGCCGACGAGGCCUCUUCCUCCUGCCGACCGAGAUCCCCUGGCCCCACUGAAGAGAGCAGCGCCGCCGGGAGGAGGCCGGAGUCGUUGCUCCUCUCUCCGCUGACAUACCCCAACGGCCAGUCAAUGUUCCCGUCUAUGUCGACCUCUGAGCAGGAGGAGAUGGCCCGAGAAGCAUUGUCUCAGGCAGAGGCCUCUAUCGUGGCCGAGAGCCUCGACGCGUCCUCGAUACCGGACGACGGCACGGAUGGCGGCUACGACAGCGAUGGAUUCAGCUCGGGCAGCACGUCGGCGGAGUCGUCGGUGCGGGACUACAUGUUCGAAAACGGACGGCGGUACCAUCGCUUUCGCGAAGGCACGUACAACUUUCCGAAUGACGACGUGGAGCAGGAGAGGGAGGACAUGAAGCAUGCCAUGGUCAAGCUGCUGUGCAGUCAAAAGCUCCACUUUGCGCCGAUAGGUGACUAUCCGCAGGAGGUGCUCGACAUAGGCACUGGGACCGGCAUUUGGGCCAUUGAGAUGGGCGACCAGUUCCCGAGCGCGCAUGUGCUUGGCAUUGAUCUGUCACCCAUCCAGCCAGACUGGCUGCCGCCCAACGUGAGAUUUCUCGUGGACGAUGUCGAGUCCCCGUGGCUGCACCCGCGCAACCAUUUCGACUACAUACACUCCCGACACACCGUCAUGGCCAUAAAGGACUGGACGAGGAUGUUUCGCCGGGCCUUCGAGCAUCUCAAGCCGGGGGGCUGGAUAGAGCUCCAGGAGGUGCACCACUGCCCCAAGACGGCCAAGCCCGGCGGCAUGGUAGAUACUAGGCACGCCGUGGUGCAGUUCUGGGCGCGAGUCACGGAGGGCCUCAACACGCUAGGCGUCAAUCUGGACAUGGCCGCGAGCGGGCUGCUGUCGAGCAUGAUGCGCGAGGUAGGGUUCGUUAACGUGACGGAGCGGAUAUUUCACGUGCCCAUUGGGACGUGGCCCAAAAACAAGGUGCUCAAGACGGUGGGGCUCUACUGGCGGACGAUCCUGCUCGACGGGAUUCAGGCCAUCGCGCUGGGGCCACUAACACGGGGGCUACACUGGGAACGCGAGCAGGUCGAGCUCUUCCUCAUGGACGUGCGGCGGGGGUACCAGGACAAUUCGGCGCUCAUGUACAUGCCGCUGCACAUUGUCUACGGACAGAAGCCAGAGUACGCCAUGUGAUGGGCAUGUGGGCGGGCAUAUUUGAGGGCUGGGUGAGUGCGGCGAGAGAGUUAUAGGGGUGGUCCGGUGACGGCUUACGGACGGGGGAUAAAUCCAUGGCAUCUGCGCAGUGGCGGGCGCCAGGCGUUGACGGAUACUUUGAAAAAGAUAGACUCUUGGUACGCGGGUGCCACGAUGUCUUUUGUAUGCACGUAGAUAUGACAGUUCACCUGCACGGCAGGGGCGAACCAGGGGAGGCUUGCUUACCGGGCGCCUUCAACUUGGGCGCCUCGCAUGAGCGGCCUGGCAUGACAUGGCUGCCUGUCCAUCGGCGAAAGCCACAGUGGGCGCCGAAAAUCGACAAUUGGGGUGAUGCCGGUGCACGCGGGCAAUUGAUCAAUCAAUAUACACGUUGCUUUUU